Molecule: messenger RNA, 3690 nt
Organism: Symbiodinium sp. CCMP2592
Lineage: Eukaryota; Dinophyceae; Suessiales; Symbiodiniaceae
Source: the annotation of a GenBank genome assembly
AUGUCGGGGCAAUCGUGCAGCUUCCUGCCUGUUCUGCUCUUGGUUCUUCUGGUUCGGGUAGCCGGUGAGUAUACGGCAUCAGACAUCGCUACCGGACUACAUGUUUGUGCGAUUUUGUCCAACGGCAUGUUCAAAUGUUGGGGCACUAACAGCAAUUACCAGUUGGGUCAUGGUGACCAGGUGCACCGCUCUGACAUGGGCAAUGCGUUGCCAGCUAUCGAUCUGGGAACCGGCCGCAGCGCCCAGAAACUGGCGGACAGGAUGUAUGUUACGACCUUCGUCAUCCUGGAUGAUGGGUCCCUGAAGUCUUUUGGCAACAACCCGGAUGGGCUUGCAGGCCAAGAAUCCACUGACGCCAACGUCGGCGUGAGUGGAGUCGGAGAUGUGCUUCCAGCGGUGGACCUGGGAACCGGACGAACUGCAAAGCGAGUUGCCAGUUCUCAAUGGCACGCAUGUGCCAUUUUGGAUGACGACACCCUUAAAUGCUGGGGCACUGCAAACCAUGGAAACCCCACCGGGUCCGGAGAUCUGUCUGCUAGAGGUAGUGGUGCUGGAAGCAUGGGAGACAACUUGCCAGUCGUGGAUCUCGGAGCUGGUCAAGUACCACAAGAACUGGCAGUUGGCAGUGCAUACACCUGCGUACUCCUCACGGACGGAAACAUGAAGUGCUUCGGGAACAACCAGUACGGAACAUUGGGCUACGGAGACACCAGUAAUCGAGGUGGCAGCGCCAGCCACAUGGGGAACUUCUUGCCGACAGUGGAUCUAGGCAGUGGAAGGACCGCGCUGCAGAUCGGCGGGGGAGAAAAUGCAGUUUGUGCCAGAUUGGACGACAUGUCUGUUAAAUGCUGGGGAAGGCAGGAAUGGGGUCACCUCGGCACAGAAACAACAGCUGAUGUUGGAUCUGCAGCAAACCAAAUGGGAGAUUCCUUGCCUCCCGUUGAUCUGGGUACCGGUCGCACUGCGAAGCAUCUUGCCGUCGGCACACGACAUGUUUGUGCCAUCUUGGACAAUGACGACCUCAAAUGUUGGGGUGACAAUGCUAUCGGCGCAUUGGGGUAUGGAGAUACAACGAGACGUGGAGAUGCGGCUGGGACCAUGGGAGACAAUCUACCCGCAGUAGACGUGGGCACAGGUCGGAUAGCGACGAGCCUUCGAAUUGGAAACCAUGGGUAUACAUGUGCGAUCCUUGAUGAUGACAGCCUGAAGUGCUGGGGGUCAAACUCUGGCGGUAACGGCAGACUCGGGCAAGGAGACCUCACGAGUCGCGGAGCUGCAGCUGGCGAAAUGGGCGACAACUUGCCAGCUGUCCAGCUGGGCUCCGAUCCCAGCACCACCACGACAACAUCGCUUACGACGACAACCUCUGCAUCCUUAACCACGACAAGCACCAUAACCGUGUCGAGCAGUGUCACGAGCAGCAGUAGCACAGCUAGCAGCACUGGCACCAGCUCCACCACAGGCACCACGAGUGCACCCACGCUCAACGAGGAGGAGUUCGCACAGCUGGAGGAACUCCGCGAACAGCAGGCCACUGAGGCAGUGGAAAACAUUGAUGUCGCGGAGGAGGCAGCAGUGAACCAGACGCUUGAACUCUUGUCCUCGUUGAUUGCAAGCAGCAACUCUACGAAUGCUGUUUUGGCAGAAGCAUCUGUUGAAACCGUAGCCGGUGUUCUGAAGGUGGUGGCGCUGUCCGCCGGAUCAGUGCCAGAGGGCAGCAAUGUGAGCAUCGAGGGAGAGGAGGGCACCAGCGUUUCCAUUCCUAAUGCCGUGCUUGCCCAAGCUGCUGAUGCAGCUGGCUCCGGAGUGGUCUUGCUCAGCAUCACCGCACUUUCACUGAAUGUCUCCGACAAGAUCCGGAACGAUGACUCCAGGUUGACCGCGCGUCGGCUCGCUACGGGUAUGAGUACCGGCUCCACAUUGGUUGGCCAGUCCAUAAGCGUUGGAUUCCGUGCAGCAGAUGGGUCCAGGAUUGAGCUCAAAAACCUGGCGAGUCCGAUGGAGCUCCUGCUGCCAGUGACCGAAGACAACGCGACAUGUGCUUAUUUUGACGAGGAGUCCCUGCGGUGGUCGACAGAAGGCCUAGAGACCGUCUCUACAUCCUCCGGGCAGAUCAUUUGCCGCACCUCUCACCUGUCGAUUUUCGGAGGAAUUCUGGAGCUCGUUUUGCCUAAUGUUGCUAAGGUGCUGAAAUGCAGCACAGCCUCGCAGCUACUCAGUGCUGAAGGUGUGGCUAAAUUGGGAGAGCAGCAGUGGCUCUCACACAGCACAUCAAUUGUGGUUUUCUGCUGUUGUCUCUGUUUCGUGGUGGUGUUUUGCUUGGCGGUCCGCCUGGACACGAAAGUGAACACUGCGAUUCCAUGGGAGCAGAAAGAGCCGCUGUUGCUGCGCACAAAGACCUCAGUGGCACAUACAUUGGAGACAGAAGAUAACAACGAGGACUUCGGGUAUGAGGACUUGGCGGAAGUGGCGAAGGAGUUCCUCCCGAACGCCCCGGAGUCCGUCGUCAACCGAUGCAUUACCAGUAUCCACGCCCACAAAACAGGCACCACAAGAGAUAGCAUCGACGGCGUGAAGAAGAUGGUCAAGUCACUAUCCCGGAGCAGAUCGUUCACAAUCGAGACCACGAUGGACAUGGCUGACGACCCUGUGUCCACUGGGCAAACUCUACCCGAGACUACAGGGCCGUCAGAUGAUGAAACACGGAGACCUUUCUCCACUCGAUCUUUGUCACGGACUUUGUCGCAGACUUUGUCUUCGAACAAGUCCGGCAUGCUACGUAAGAUGGAUUCGUUUCACCCUUCUCACAGCGUCGGCCUGCCUGAGUACAAGGAGAUUCAAGAGCGUGGGGAGAAAGCAGUGAAGAGCUUCAUAUCGAGCACCUUCAUGACUCGAAUCUUUCUCCUUUUCCCGGCUCUUCACCCCUGGCUGGAAACUGUUCGCUUCAGCCUCUUCACCUCGCACGCCACGCGCGCGGCGCUGAUCAUCACGAAGCUGACGAGUGCAGCAGCCGUGGGCGCGCUGUUUUUUUCCAGUAGUUCCACAACACCAGACUCUGAUCCGGACUGCCUCCCUCCUACCGAUCUCGCGUCCAGCAUGAUCCAGGCCGCAACAGCGGGCCUCAUCUCGGCCUUUCUAGGUGACACGGUCAUCUUCGUGUUGUUCGUGAUUCAGAGCCGGCAGGCCGUUGACAAGCAGGAGUGGGAUUCUUUGGACAGAGAGAAGCAGCUUUUGCGGUGGAAGUGGAAAUCCACUGUUUUUUGGCUGCUUUGGAGCUCCCACCUUGCCUUCUGCCUCUUCUACACCUUUGCCUUCCUUGCAAAUGUCAGCUCGCAAGAUGCGGUAAAAUGGCUGGAAAGUUGUGCUGUCAGCCUUCUGCAAGACCUCGUGAUUGUUCCCUUGACCGUGGCGCUCAUCCUGGCCAUUUUCGCCAGCUUCGCAAUCUGCUGCAGCCGAAACGUGAAGCAGCGCAUUGACAACGACUGGUUUCAACCUGAGGAGUCGGACGAGGAGCAGGAGCAGGAGGUGGGUAGUUGUCGAAAUUGGGGCCGCGUUUUGGGUCAUUAUCAUCAUACGGCACCUCUCAUUAGGGUACCCACAGGGACCCUAAUUUUGACAACAACCCAUAUGGAAUUUGUGAGUGACCCUACAAAAAAAGUAGGUUUUGGUAGGCUAAGGUACUUUUUGUAA